This is a messenger RNA of Apodemus sylvaticus (European woodmouse), 1698 nucleotides long. It is a transcript of the gene C12H1orf21, whose product is annotated as chromosome 12 C1orf21 homolog. The record is from RefSeq and is a predicted model, not a curated record. The transcript has 6 exons. Lineage: Eukaryota; Metazoa; Chordata; Mammalia; Rodentia; Muridae. Bases 524 to 889 code for a protein of 121 amino acids.
CCCCUCGAGUGAGCGCCUGGGCGCGGAGGUCCCCUCCCUCCUCGCUCGGAGUCUGCCAGCUCCCGCUCGCUCCCUGCCCACUCCCGGGGGCCCGUUCCGUGGCGCGGCCGCCGCGGCCACCGCUUCUUUCACACUUUAGUUGCGAGCCGCGCGCCGCGCUCAGUGACUGGAGGGAGCUGGCCGCGCGCCGCCUUCCCGCACGCACGCACGCGGGCCCGGCUCCGGGGUUUUCUGCUUUUACUCCAGGCGGCGGGGAGGAGGGGGGGAGCCCUGGCCACACUGUAGGGAGGAGGAGGAGGACGACGUGGAGGAGGGAGGAAGAGAAGAGGCGAGGAGGCCAGGGGCGGGGGGCGGGGGGCUUGCCACCUUCGGCCCCCCCCCGCGAGCGCCCAAGGUGUGCACACUGUUAGCAGCACAACCUCAAGGUGGAUCUCCCGUGAGCUUGAAGAGAGAGAAGGCAAUGUGCCCGCGUCUGUAGAGAUGAUUUGCAGUCCAGCCCAGCGGAAGCCGACCGAAUGAGACUAUGGGCUGUGCUUCUGCCAAGCAUGUCGCUACUGUUCAAAAUGAAGAGGAAGCACAGAGAGGGAAGAGCUACCAGAACGGGGAUGUGUUUGGCGAUGAGUAUAGGAUCAAACCCGUGGAAGAGGUCAAAUACAUGAAAAACGGGGCAGAAGAGGAGCAGAAAAUAGCAGCCAGGAACCAAGAAAACCUGGAAAAAAGUGGCAGCUCGAACACGAGGCUUAAAACUAACAAGGAAAUCCCUGGAUUAGUCCAUCAACCCAGAGCAAACAUGCACAUCUCCGAAAGCCAACAAGAAUUCUUCAGAAUGCUGGAUGAAAAAAUUGAAAAGGGUCGGGAUUACUGUUCUGAAGAAGAGGAUAUCACAUAGCAUCGAUUCUCCCAGUCAGACCAGGAGCUACUACUGUGUAAAUAGGUUACACCCCAGUUGAAACCUUUGCAAAGGUCGGUUCUCUUCACUGAACAGCACUAUAGCAAACGAAGACUGUUCCAUAUCCUAUGCCCCAUUAAAUUACAGUGUUUCUUAAUGAACCUGCAAAGGAAUAUUGCUAAACACAAACACACACACACAAAAAAAAACAAAACAAAACAAAAACAAAAAAACUGUUCUGGAACUUUCUUUGUUGCUGCUAGUUGACACUUGUUGCAACUUUUCACUUCUCUUGUGUCCAAGUAUGCAGCAAAAUUCUGCAGUUCACCUUAAAGAUACUAUUGGUUUCUCGAUGCUCUCAAGCCUGUUUUCUCUAUGAUGGGGUAGAUGUGAACUCUGAUACAGACGUCAGUGCUAGCCUGGUUCUGCUUCAAUGUCAAGCAUCCCCUCCCCCUCUUUCCUCCUUAUCCAUCUCUUUCCAAGUGGUCCAGAGAUGGCCAGAGCCUUGCUUCUCACUGAUAACGUGGGACUUUGGUCACAGGAUGGUGGCCAUGGUGAGCCUAGUUCCUCUGCUCAAAAGAGCCACAGUUGAUUGGAAACCUGUUGUGACCUGAUUCCCGGAAGUGACAAAGGAACGAGAGAGCAGUAGGUUGUCCCACGUACUAGGACUCUUAGUGCAGGAUUAAGCUUGUAGCAUUGGCUUUUGCUCAGAGGCAAAUGGAAGUGUGACCACGUGACCACAAUCAUUUUCAACCCCUCCCUCCUCACUUUUUUUUUCUAAGAAAUAAACAUUUUGCUGUUUUUAUGUA